Molecule: messenger RNA, 3913 nt
Organism: Larimichthys crocea (large yellow croaker)
Lineage: Eukaryota; Metazoa; Chordata; Actinopteri; Sciaenidae
Gene: sp1
Product: sp1 transcription factor
Exons: 6
Coding region: 127-2247 (706 amino acids)
Biological process (GO): regulation of transcription by RNA polymerase II
Molecular function (GO): DNA-binding transcription factor activity, RNA polymerase II-specific; RNA polymerase II cis-regulatory region sequence-specific DNA binding
Source: RefSeq, a predicted model, not a curated record
AAACAGGUCCGUAAAUCCAUCGCACCCCGUCUUUUCUCCUUCAUAGGGCUCCCCGCCCGUCAAGUUAGUGUGAAGUUGUGAAAAGUUGUCAAGUCGCAGCAGAGAAACUCCUCCCGUCUUCACAUUAUGAGCAAUCAGCAGCAGGGUGACAUGGCCGCUGUGGAGAGCGGCGGAGGCUUCAGUCAAAAGCGAAACACAAACUCACAAGACUCACAGCAGCCAUCUCCUCUUGCCUUGUUGGCAGCCACAUGCAGUCGAAUUGACACCCCAGGAGAGAACGAUUCACCUUCAGACCAACAAAACCAGCAGCAACAGCUGGACAUAAACCAGGGUGUUUUCACAACCAGUGCCAACGGCUGGCAGGUUAUCCCUCUGAGUAUUCAAACAUCCUCGGGCACUAACACCAUCACCACUGACUCCUCAGGAGUGAUGACAGUAGGAGACGGAGGCAAGGGCAGACAAGUGCUGUCACCAUCCGUCGCUGUCAGCACUCAGGGUCAGCAGCAGCAGCCGCAGCAAUACGUGGUAGCUCAGGCUCCGUCGAUGCAGGGUCAACAGGUUCUUACAACCUUAUCAGGCAUGAUGCCCAACAUUCAGUACCAGGUUAUUCCACAGUUUCAGACAGUGGAUGGCCAGACGCUGCAGUUGGCACAUGCUCAGCAGGAAGCUACUGUAUCUGGUGCUGCACCAGGACAGCAGUUUCAGAUCGUGUCCUCUCCAAAUGGCCAGCAGAUCAUAGCUGCGACCAACAGAGCUGGUGCUGCGGGAAACAUCAUAACAAUGCCCGGUCUCCUUCAGGGAGCCAUCCCCAUUCAAAAUAUAAGCCUAGGCAAUGGCGUGUUACAAAAUCAGCCCCAGUUCCUUGCAAAUAUGCCCGUGUCACUAAAUGGAAACAUCACUCUGUUGCCUGUCAGUACUGGAGCAAGUGGUACAGGAGAUGCAAAUAGUGGAGGGGACACGGGGGGAAACCAACUCAUACAGCAAUCGCAACAUCCAGUGUCUUCCAACAGCGGUUACAUGACGAGCGCGUCCACCAUCACCACCCAGGCAUCCACGUCUUAUGGAAUGACCCAAACGCAGAACACCAACGGAGUGAUGACCGGCACAUUCCAGCAUAAUGCAGCAACUUCUCUGGGUGUCCCGAUACAGCCAGACAACAGAGACGGGCAGCAGCCACAGCAGAUUCUCAUCCAGCCUCAGCAGGUUAUCCAAGGUGGAACGCCCCUCCAGACCAUUCAGGCUGGCACUGUAGCGACCGCUGGUGGUCAGGUAUUUGCAGCUCCAACACUCAGUCAGGAAGGGCUUCAAAAUCUUCAAAUUAUGCCAAACGCAGGCCCCAUCCUCCUGCGCACCGUAGCCCCCAACGGCCAGGUGAGCUGGCAGACGAUUCAGAUCCAGAGUCCGGCCGGACCGCAGAUCACGCUGGCCCCGAUGCAGUCUCUCCCCCAACUUGGCCAGGCUCAGGGAGCUGCUGCAGCUGGAGGAGUGUCUGUCAACACCGUGCAGAUCCCAGGCAUUCAAACCAUAAAUCUCAACACACUCGGAGGCUCCGGCCUGCAGAUGCACCAGCUGCAGACUGUUCCCAUCACCAUCGCCAGCACAGCAGGAGAGCAGGCUUUACAGGCAGGUGGAGAGAGUCUGGAUGACAGCACAGCGAUGGAUGACGAGGAUAUAAGCCCACCAACUCAAGGACGACGUAACCGCAGGGAGGCCUGCACCUGCCCCUUCUGCAAGGACGGAGAAGGACGUGACCCAACUAAAAAGAAGCAGCACAUAUGUCACAUCUCUGGCUGUGGGAAGAUCUACGGCAAGACAUCCCACCUGCGAGCUCACCUCCGUUGGCACACAGGAGAGCGACCCUUCGUCUGCAGCUGGUCUUUCUGUGGCAAAAGAUUCACCCGUUCAGACGAGCUUCAGCGCCAUAAGAGGACGCACACAGGGGAGAAAAGGUUUGUUUGCUCAGAGUGUCCCAAGCGGUUCAUGCGCAGCGAUCACCUCUCCAAGCACAUCAAAACCCACUUGAACAAGAAAACGGCAUCCACCUCCACCGGCAGCAACACAGGCUCGACCGACGCCGCUUCUCCUCCAGCAGGAGUAAAAGUCGAAGCGGGAGCAAUGUCAAGCAAUGACCAGCACACCAUCGUCACCAUGGAAACCUUAUCUGCAGAGAGCAUAGCUCGAUUAGCCAGCAGCGGGAUCAACAUGAUGCAGGUGGACCUUCACCAAAUUAACGGCAACAACUACUAAAGACGGUGGAGGAGCAGGAAGACGGCCUUGAUGGAUGUUUGCAUUCGGACAUUUGGGUUUAAAAAGGGCACGUCCGACUGCAGACGCACGACCUCUCGAAGGUUUCAGACAGAAGAUGCGGUCACAGAUGCAACACAGACACUAUUAAUUUUUUGAAAACUGAGGCAGGGUUAUGGAUUUCCAUCUUGUGUUUAGAUACCUGUGGCAUUAAAGAGUCAGAGUUGGAUUGAAAUGUUAGACUAUGUUAGGAAUCAUCAUGAAAUUGUAUUUCCUCUGGAAAUGGCACUACACUAACAUUUGUCCCACACAAAGACCUAAUCUUACUCAGUAGUGAGACUGCAAUAAAACACACAGGCCGGCACGCUUGAUGAUGGUUUGAUGGCAAGUGAUAUUCUCUCUACAGGCUUCCUUAGUAAGGAGAUGACACUAAGUCAGACUCUCGUCCUUGUUUUCAAGCGUCACUACUUGUCCCUCUUCACCUCAGGUGUCUCCCCCGCCCUCUCAAACUGGGCUGCUGUAUCAGACGUGCCCCUCAGGCUCAGCACACAAUGCUAAAUUUACCCCUUAAACUUAAAUUCUAACAAUCUAGAGGAAAUAUUUGAGAACAUGUUCACAAAUUAACAAUCCCACCAUCAUGGGAAUAUGUCAAGCGUUUUAAGGCGGAACGUUUAGAGGAGGGCUGGAUUACUUCAGGUCAAGACCAGGUGAGAGCCAGAAGCACUAAUCAGUGUGAGGAUGGAGGUGUGUCAGGGCACUGAAAUCCUGAGAACUCUUUAACCUCUUAUGUAGGUACACACAUUCAAGCCAUCAUGCUUUGAUAUGUUUAUCAUAGCAAAAACAUUUUGAUUUUUUUUUUUAUGUACAUAUAUAUAUUUUUGGUAAUGUAAAGGCUGCAGAAAUUCUUAGCUUAGGCAGGAUCAUCUUACACAUUUGCAAGAGAUUGCCUUCAGUUGUAUGAACCUCUCAUGCACAAUCAAUCUUAAUCUUAUGUUAUUACUUUUUUUUAUAUAUAUAUAUAUAUAGACUAAAUAUGUAAACUUAUGAGCCUUUCUGUCAUAGAAUAAUGUAUUCUAUACAGUCCAGAUCUUCCCAGUAUGUUUUUUUUUCCUGUGGUAACCUUCAGCUUCUGUUUCAUUUUAUAUAUAAAAAAAAACAGUUUAGUCACAUCUGGUCAGAUUUAAGUCUUUUGCAAUGUCCAGACAGCAUAAAUAUCUAAGCGCAAAACCAAAGGUUCAUGCUCAUUUUAUAAGCAAAACUAGGAAAUCUCUGCUUGGUCCAUGAACUUUCUAAUAAUUUUUACUCUUGUAUUGCUUAUGUUAAAGUUCUAACUGGAAAAGGUCCAGCUUGAGGCAAACCUCGGACACACAACACUUUGUUGUCCAAAUAAAUAAGUUGCAAAAUAUAUUAUGGGUCAUUUAAGUUUUUCUGAAAAUAUGCUUUUCACCUCUGUUGAAAUUGUCUUUGCUUUACAAUUCUGCUUUGAGAAUGAUAAUUGUAACGUGUAAAAUGUAUGUGUAAAAGCUCUCUUUUGAAACUCUAUAUACUAAGUUCCACGGACAACAACAAGUGCUCUUAUUUUUUUGCCCCCCGAUUAAAAUAAGGGAUUUUAUAUUGUGUGUAUACAACUACUGCAAAUGCCAACAGCUGGAUUAAAAUUAUAAAUAUA